Xyrauchen texanus (razorback sucker) is the source of this 2658-nucleotide messenger RNA. RefSeq names its product C-X-C chemokine receptor type 3-2-like. NCBI's taxonomy places the organism in Eukaryota, Metazoa, Chordata, Actinopteri, Cypriniformes, Catostomidae. Bases 238 to 1371 code for a protein of 377 amino acids. Gene Ontology annotation, cellular component: membrane. The transcript has 3 exons. Gene Ontology annotation, biological process: immune response; G protein-coupled receptor signaling pathway; chemotaxis. The record is from RefSeq and is a predicted model, not a curated record. Gene Ontology annotation, molecular function: chemokine receptor activity.
GGAAGAGAGAGAGAGAGAGAGAGAGAGAGAGAGAGAGAGUGGUCUGAAAGCAUAACGAUGAACGUGUUUCCUGUAUUAUUUUAUUUGUAAUCAGACCCCCAUCUAAUCAGGGCCAAUCAGCCUCUCCACUGAUAGCAGAUUUAGAACAAAAAGUAGAGACAGACAAGUCAACGUGAGCGGCAAGUGCAUCUCGUGCCCACUAUUCUACUUGCAUGUCGCACUUCUCUGAAGCUCAUCAUGAAAAAUACUACGACGGAACUCUAUGAGUAUUCAUACGAUGAAGACGAAUACCCAUACAGUUCUAACAAUCCCUACAAUAAUGACGAUGCUGCCCCCUGCAGUCUGUGGGACACAUGGACCUUUGUCAGCAACUUUGCCCCUCUGGCUUACAUCCUGGUCUUUAUCUUGGCGCUAGGGGGUAACAUUCUGGUGCUGUGUGUGAUCCGCCGCUAUCGGCAAUCUCGACACAACCCCUGCUCCUUCUCACUCACAGACACCUUCUUGCUCCAUUUGGCCAUCUCUGACCUCUUACUGGCCGUGACACUGCCAUUUUUCGCUGUGCAGUGGAUCAAUGAGUGGAUCUUCGGCUUGCUUGCAUGUAAGAUUGCCGGAGGACUGUUCUCACUGAAUGUAUACUGUGGUGUGCUAUUCUUGGCCUGCAUCAGCUUUGACCGCUACCUGGCCAUCGUACAUGCCGUCAAUAUCAGCUGGAGACGCAAGAGCUGCCACGCUCAGCUGGCGUGUGCUGUGAUCUGGGUUGUUUGCAUGGGACUGGCCAUAGUGGAUAUGCACUACCGUGAUGUGGUUCUGCUGCAUGGCAGGAAUCAGCAGGUGUGUCUAGUAGUGUUUUCUCAAGAGAGUUCCCAGCAAUGGCAGAUUGGCAUGCAGCAGGUCAGCCUGUUUCUUGGAUUUGUAUUUCCAUUAUUAGUCAUGCUCUACUGCUACAUAUGCAUUUUCAAAGCACUUUGCCACGCCAGCACGCGUAGACAGAAACGACGCUCACUGAGGCUCAUCUUCUCUUUGGUGGUUGUGUUCGUGGUCAGUUGGGCACCUUAUAAUGCCCUGAGGAUGACAGAGAGCUUGAAGACACUGGGGGUCAUUGUCAACAGCUGUAUGCUGAACAAAGUGCUGGAUGUGGGCAUUCUGGUGACAGAAAGCAUGGGGCUAGCACAUUGUGCUUUAAAUCCACUUCUCUACGGCCUUGUGGGGAUCAAGUUCCGUCGUGAGCUUGCCCAGAUGUGCAAGGCUGUGUUAGGACUCCAUGGGUGCCUUGGAUUAGAUGGAUGGGCACAAAGUCGGGGAUCAACCCGCAGGCCUACAGGAUCAUUCAGCUCAGUGGACAGUGAGAAUACCUCCUCUGUCAUGGCAUGAAAAGAGAGAUAAAGAGAGGAGAAAUGCAUUCAGAAAAGGUCAAGAAAGAGAGACAUGAACAUGGAAGGAAAAAAGCAGGCGAGACACCAGCGACAAGAGAGGAACUGACAAUUGCCUUACUCUGGAAUUGAAAUGGAACUACUAUUUUAGUUUGUACAGAUGGACUGACUUAAAAGAAAACUACAGUUUCCAUGCAAGUUCUCUCUUUUAAAACAAGGGCACAUCUAUUCUGAAAUCCAUUUUAUUUGAGAGCCUUAAUGUCAUAAAACGAAAGUUCAAAUUCAAAUCUAUUCUUGUUUUUCUUGUACGUGCACAUUUUUAUCAAGUGUAUAUAAAAAAUUAUCAAAUAGCAUAAUUUUUUUUUGGUCAAUUACAGUAUGUAUUGUAUUUUUGAAGUGUAUUUGAAAAAUAUUCAAAAAUAUUUUUCUCUCUCUAUUUUUGCAUGUCAGAAUUUCUGCCAUCUUGUUGCAGCUGUAACCAUGGCAAUGAAUCAUCAGCUGGGCUACCCAGUUUGUUGUCACAAACAGGAAGUGAAACCAUUCUUCAAAUCUGCAUAAUUGUUUUUCUCUUUCUUAAAUUCCUUAAAGGGACAGUUCACCAAAAAAAGUGUAAUUCUCUCAUCAUUUACUCACUUCUAAAGUAUGACUUUCUUCUACAGAACACAAUCAAGGCAUUUUAGAAGAAUAUCUCAGCUCUGUUGUUCCUCACAAUGCAAGUGAAUUAUGACCAAAAUUCAGAAGGACUAAAAAGGAUGUAAAGGCAGAAUAAAAGUAAUCCAUAUGACUCCAUUGUUUAAAUACACAUCUUCUGAAACCAUAUGAUAUAUAAGGGUGAGAAACAGAUCAAUAUUUAGCUAAUUUUUUACAUUAAAUAGCCACCUCUGGCCACCCCCAACCAGUAGGUGGCUGAAUAUAAAAGUGAAAGUGUAUAUUUAUGGUAAAAAAAAAAAAAAAAAAAAAGAAGGACUUAAACAUUGGCCCACAACAUUCUUACCCACAAUGGAUUUAAACAAUGGAGGUAAAAGAUGAAGUUUCAUUUUUGGGUGAACUAUUCCUUUAAAAAGCUUCUCAUUAUUGGUUUUACAUCACUGCUCUCCUCUUACACUGUAAAAUCAAAUGGUGCUUUGAAUUGUUCAUAUUUUUUUUUACAGUUAUUUGAUAUUUUGAGUGGAAUGUCAUACAGUCAUUGAGGUGAAAGUAUAUUUUUUCUUAAUGCAAAUUAUUUUAAUGUAGUUUUUGCAACCUCGGAUAAAGUGUAUAUUCCUGUGAUUGUAAUAAAUAGUUGAGA